Molecule: messenger RNA, 1785 nt
Organism: Engraulis encrasicolus (European anchovy)
Lineage: Eukaryota; Metazoa; Chordata; Actinopteri; Clupeiformes; Engraulidae
Gene: xkr6a
Product: XK, Kell blood group complex subunit-related family, member 6a
Exons: 5
Coding region: 1-1785 (594 amino acids)
Biological process (GO): engulfment of apoptotic cell; phosphatidylserine exposure on apoptotic cell surface; apoptotic process involved in development
Cellular component (GO): plasma membrane
Source: RefSeq, a predicted model, not a curated record
AUGGCAGCGAAAUCUGAUGGUGUGGGGGUCGCUACCGGUUUCGCCCAGCUACACAACCUGGACGAGGCGGUGGCGGGCUGCGACGACGAUGGCUUGGACAGCACUGCCAUACACAUCUGCCACUGCUGCAACACCUCGUCCUGCUACUGGGGGUGUCGCAGCGCCUGCCUGCGUUCCCUGCUGGGGAAGGGGAGCGGAGGCAGGCGGCCGCAUACGGGGGAGCGCCUGUGGCUGGACUGCUUAUGGAUCGUCUUGGCAAUGCUCGUCUUCUUCUGGGACGUGGGAACGGACCUGUGGUUAGCUUUGGAUUACUACUCCAAACGGGACUAUCUGUGGUUCGGGCUGACCCUGUUCUUCGUGCUGGUGCCGUCGGUGCUGGUCCAGAUCCUCAGCUUCAGGUGGUUUGUCCAGGAUUACACGGGGGGCGGUUUGGGGGCGGUGGAGGGUCUGAGCAAGAGGGCCACCGCUGGCCUGAGCACCGGCAUCUACGGCAGGGACAGAUGCUGCCAAAUAUCUGUGUGGAUGUGGCAGAUUUUUAUACACAUCAUCCAGAUGGGCCAAGUGUGGAGGUAUAUCCGCACCAUGUACCUGGGCAUCCAGAGCCGGCGGCAGCAGGAGCACCGGCGCCGCUUCUACUGGGCCAUGAUGUACGAGUACGCGGACGUGAACAUGCUGCGGCUGCUGGAGACCUUCCUGGAGAGCGCUCCGCAGCUGGUGCUACAGCUCAGCAUCAUGAUCCAGAAGAACCGGGCCGAGACGCUGCAGUGCGUGUCGUCGGUGGCCUCCCUGAUGUCCCUGGCCUGGGUGCUCGCCUCCUACCACAAGCUGCUGCGCGACUCGCGCGACGACAAGAAGAGCAUGAGCUACCGCGGCGCGCUGGUGCACAUCUUCUGGCGCCUCUUCACCAUCUCGUCGCGCGUGCUCUCCUUCGCCCUCUUCGCCUCCAUCUUCCACAUCUACUUCGGCAUCUUCGUGGUGGUGCACUGGUGCGCCAUGGCCUUCUGGGUGGUGCACGGCGGCACGGACUUCUGCAUGUCCAAGUGGGAGGAGGUGCUCUUCAACAUGGUGGUGGGCAUCGUCUACAUCUUCUGCUGGUUCAACGUGAAGGAGGGCCGCACGCGCUACCGCAUGGUGGCCUACUACCUCCUGGUGCUGGCCGAGAACACCGUGCUCACCUGCCUGUGGUACGCCUACCGUGACCCGGUGGCGACCGACUCUUACGCCGUGCCGGUGCUGUGCGGCGUCUACAUGAGCUUCGCCUCGGGCGUCUUCUUCAUGGGCCUGUACUAUGGCGCGCUGCACCCCAUGGGCGCGCGCGUGCGGAUGCGCGAGAGCUCCUGCUGUGCCCAGCUGCUGUGGGGGCUGCCGCUGCCGCCCGAGGCCGAGCCCAUGGCCCCGUUCCAGGCCACCACGCCCAGCCGACGCUCCAUGGCCGGAGCCGACGCGGCCACCGGCACGGCCACCCGCCACCACCACCACCACCACCACCAGCAGCAGACGGACGACGAGGACGACGAGGCCACCGACACCUGCCUGCCCGUGUUCCAGGUGCGCUCGCCCGAGAGGCCCCCCGCGGGCUCCGGGCGCCACUACCGCAUGGAGGGCCCGCUGAUCAAGAUCGACAUGCCCCGCAAGCGCUACCCGGCCUGGGACGCGCACUUCGUGGACCGCCGGCUGCGCAGGACCAUAAACAUCCUGCAGUUCAUCACGCCCACAGCGGUGGGCAUCCGCUACAGGGACGGGCCGCUGCUCUACGAGCUGCUCCAGUACGAGUCCUCCCUGUGA